AAUUGGCGCUUUUGGUUCCGUGUUUUUUUUUUGCCUCUUUCUGGUUUACACUGGACCUGGACCACUCUCCUGUCCUUUUAUCAUUGUCCCCGAUUACUCUGUAUCAGUUGCGUUUGUACUUCUACACAUUGCAAACAUGGCAUCUUCUAGAACUGCAGCUCAAUUGAUGCUGCCACUGCGGUCUGUUACAAGGAAUAUGGUCGCUCGAUCUGGGAAUUCUUCGAUGAUUGCGCCUUUUUUGGCCGUUGUAAGCCGUGCCCCGACGCCAUGUGCACAGUCAAUUCGACAGAGUUCCCAUUCGCCCUUGGGGGCUGCGCCAGUGAACCCCAGGAAGAAGGUGACGCUACAGACAUUACGGAAUCUACACAAGAAGGGCGAGCCGAUUACUAUGCUUACUGCCCAUGAUUUCCCCAGCGGUCAUGUUGCGGAGGCUGCUGGGAUGGAGAUGAUCUUAGUCGGGGAUAGUUUGGCUAUGGUUGCUCUGGGUAUGGAGGAUACUAGUGAGGUGGUCAUGGAAGAGAUGCUGCUGCACUGCAGGAGUGUGGCGCGGGCUGCUAAGAGUUCUUUCACGAUUGCGGAUCUUCCGAUGGGUUCGUACGAGGUGUCUCCGGAACAGGGUUUGCAGUCGGCUAUUCGCAUUAUCAAGGAGGGCCGUAUGCAAGGUAUUAAGCUUGAAGGGGGUGAGGAGAUGGCGCCGACAAUCAAACGUAUUACGCAGGCUGGAAUCCCUGUCGUCGGUCACAUUGGUCUCACUCCUCAGCGCCAGAAUGCCCUGGGAGGCUUCAGGGUCCAAGGCAAAUCUACCGCCGGGGCUCUCAAGCUUUUGAAAGAUGCUCUAGCUGUGCAGGAAGCCGGAGCUUUUAUGAUGGUUCUUGAAGCAGUGCCUGCCGAAAUCGCCUCAAUUAUCACGAAUAAACUUCGCGUCCCGACAAUCGGCAUCGGGGCGGGUAAUGGGUGUUCCGGACAAGUUCUUGUUCAGAUUGACAUGACUGGAAAUUUCCCUCCCGGUCGAUUCCUCCCGAAGUUCGUUAAAAAGUACGCCGAUGUCUGGGGUGAAGCCAUCAAAGGCAUCCAACAAUAUCACGAUGAAGUAAAGACCCGGGCGUAUCCCUCGGAAGAGUACACCUAUCCCAUCCCCAAGGAGGAGCUGGCGGAGUUUGAGAAAACAGUUGACAAACUAGAUAAUUGAUAGAUGACCACAUUCUCUUUCCAUCUAUAAGUACUGGGGGGUUUCUGUUGCAUCUGUUGUUCCUGACGUUGGAACAUUAUAGCUUGCAUUUCUCAUGGCCUGCAUGGUUUUUUUG
Molecule: messenger RNA, 1304 nt
Organism: Aspergillus alliaceus
Lineage: Eukaryota; Fungi; Ascomycota; Eurotiomycetes; Eurotiales; Aspergillaceae
Product: 3-methyl-2-oxobutanoate hydroxymethyltransferase ECM31
Exons: 2
Coding region: 137-1189 (350 amino acids)
Biological process (GO): pantothenate biosynthetic process
Cellular component (GO): mitochondrion
Molecular function (GO): 3-methyl-2-oxobutanoate hydroxymethyltransferase activity; magnesium ion binding
Source: RefSeq, a predicted model, not a curated record